Molecule: messenger RNA, 3115 nt
Organism: Uloborus diversus
Lineage: Eukaryota; Metazoa; Arthropoda; Arachnida; Araneae; Uloboridae
Product: synaptic vesicle glycoprotein 2C-like
Exons: 13
Coding region: 133-2067 (644 amino acids)
Biological process (GO): transmembrane transport
Cellular component (GO): membrane
Molecular function (GO): transmembrane transporter activity
Source: RefSeq, a predicted model, not a curated record
UAUAAUUCUUACUAUCGAUACGAGGAGGGAAAGUUUCACACAUUUUCUGGAAGAGAUCUACGACAUCCACAGUUUCCCGAUUUCGAAGUACAUGGAAGAAAGCAGGCUUUUAAAAAUUCCUAACCUGAAUCCAUGACCUUAGAGACUCAAAGAGAAGACUCUGAAUGCGCCUACCUAGUGCGCGAAGAGUCUUUACCACCUGGUGCUGCUUACAAGUCUCCAGAACGGGAAGAUGAUGAAACUCCAAGGCCAAGGAUCUCAAAAAUUGAAGAAGAAGACGACGAUGGUAUUGUACAUCAUACUACCGCGAAGUUCCACGAACAUCUUCUGGAACAGGCUGGUUUUGGAGCCUUUCAUAUUUUGGUGCUUUUGAUGGCUGGUUUGGCAUUAGCAGCGGAUGCUGUUGAGCUUUUUGCUGUUGGAUACAUAUUGCCAAGUGCUGAGCAUGAAUUAUGUAUGGACGAAUACCAAAAAGGAUGGUUAGGUACUAUCUCUUUUAUCGGUAUGAUGAUUGGAGCCAUCCUAUGGGGCAUUAUGGGGGAUAGGCUUGGUCGUCGACGGACCUUACUAACAGCAUUAGCUAGUAACGGAAUCUUUGGUGUUAUUGCUGCCUUCAUGCCAACAUACUCACUUCUCAUGAUCACUCGCUUAUGCAGCAGCAUCGGAAUCGGGGGCUCCUUGCCAAUUGUUUUUACAUUUUAUUCAGAAUUCUUGGUUAGGAAAAACCGAGGACGUCACCUUAGUUUCCUGUUGAUGUUUUGGGCCCUUGGAGGAUUGUUCGUAGCCGUUCUUGCGUGGGGUAUAAUUCCAAAAAGUGGUGCUACCAUAAUGGACGCAAAGAGAUUGCAUUUCGGACGUUGGAGAAAAUUUCUUCUCAUAUGCUCCAUUCCUGCAAUAAUAUCAGCUAUUGGGACGACUUUUCUUCCAGAAUCUCCAAGAUUUUUACUUGAGAUGGGGCGAGGUAGUGAAGCCCUCUACGUUUAUAAACAGAUACUAUCUUGGAAUAACGCAAUCAAAAGUGGAGAGGAAUAUCAGCUUACAGAAUUAGAUGUUCCUGGAAAGCGUCCAACCGUCCACGCUUCAAUUCCAUCCAACAGAGGGAUCUUGAGAGAAAUGUUGCGAUCUUUAGAGCUUUGUUGGAGUAAUGUAAGCCAAGUUUUUUCUACACCUCGCACAGCUAUGACGCUUUACCUUUUGGCUGCAUGGACCACAGCAUCGUUUGGGUUUUAUGGCAUAUCAAUUUGGCUCCAUGAGUACAUGAAAAACUUAGAAGAUGCUACUUUCAGCCUAAAAUCCUCAAGGCAAGAUGGGAGUUUAAUCCAUGACCUAAACAUCAACUCCACCAUCGAAAACACUCACUUCACAAAUUCGUCUUUCAUCAAUAUUCGUUUCGUUCAAAUGCUCAUCAGCCAUUGUACAUUCCAAAACUGUUUUUUCAUCAAUUGCACUUUCAGCAAUGUCCGCACCAGUAGAACAUACUUUAAAGAAUGUGAUUUUAUUCAAACAGAGUUUUUUGAUACAGAUUUGUAUGAUUACAAAUUUCAGUCAUGCUCCCUCAACUCUAGUUAUUUUAUCAGCCCUAAAGGUGGUUGCAUCUUGGACUUUGAUAUAAAUUUCAAGUUGGCAGAACUCUUUUACGAAAAUUUAUUUACGCAGCUAGCCAUUUUGCCUGGGACGUUGAUAUCUUCAUUCGUUUUAGAUAGAAUUGGGCGUGUCAAAACGCUAGGUAUUUCUCUGGUGCUUUCUGGCCUUAGCGUUUGCUUCUUAUGGCUUGUUGAAGAUAAAGAAAAGGUUAUAGUGUUUGAAUCUGUGUUUUCAUUCUUUUCCAUAUUUGGGUGGAAUGCGCUAGAUAUUAUCUCCACUGAAGCUUACCCAGCCAAUAUAAGAACUACAAGCUAUGGAAUUUUUGCUGCUGUAAGUCGCCUUUCAGCAAUCUUGAGUAAUAUAACUUUCGGAAGUGCUGUGGAAGUUUCAAAAAUCAUUCCAAUCAUUAUAUCAAAUGCCGUAUUGUUGACAGGAGCUGUGUGUGUGUCACGUAUUCCAGAAACUAAAGAUUAUUUAGUUUAAAAUGAAGCAUAAGACUUUACGAUAUAAAUAUGGCAAUACAGUAUCAUUUGCUUGAAUGUACUCAACACUGUAAAAAACAUUCAGAAACGUUCCUGGACAAUAAUGGAAAGCUAAUGUACCUAAUUUCUUCCAGUAACAUUUCAGGAAAAAAGCAGGAAAGUUUGCCGCGGAAAGUUAGUAACAUUCCUAAAGUUAACCUGCAAUCUUUCUGAAAAAUUCAGGAAGAGUCCUAAUCAAAGCUAGUCGUGUUUCUGAAUAAAUCAGGAACCUUUAGUGAAAACUUGUAUAAUUUUUUGUAAUCGCCUUCCUGAUUUACCAGGAAAGCCCCUAAAGCAAAUAUGGCCGAAGCUGAGACGGAAUUGCAAGCAAUUCUUUUAUACCAACAAUGUCAUUUCGCCCUUGAUUGGGCAUCAGUCAAUUCGGGGAGACCGUAAUUAAGCUGAAAGAGAAACACCUAAUAAAGAAGUUUAAUAUAUAUUUACACUGGUAGGUAAAAAAAAACUUUAUACAGCGUAAAAUCAGCAUCCAUGGAAGUUGUGGCAUUUCAAGAAACUUUUUAGCGAAAAAACGUGUUUUUCACAGGAAACUUGUGUAAAUCCCUGAAAUCGCGGAACGUUACCUGGAAGAAAUCAGUUACAUUUUGAAUUUUUUUUACAGUGAACUAAUUGUUUGGAGACGGUGAAGUUUUGCAAUAACGGAAUGUGCACAUUCAAAAGAGAAGAGAAAAGCAAAAAACAAAAUAAAUCUUUUAUUUUUUACUAUUAUAUUUGUUAAGAAAACAUUGCAAAAUAUUUACUUUUGCGUGCGUUGGUAUCAGUAGACCCUUUCGAGUAUUUCUAUGUCAGGAUCCUUCUUUUUUUACACGCCACGUCAGAAUGAAUUUUCCUCUAAUUAACUCUGAAGCUCUCUCUUUCUUAAGCAAAUAGUUAUCACAAGUGAUUCUUAAUUAUUUUUCUUGGCUCCAAAGAUUUUUCACUUCUUAUCAGUUUCUGUAUAAACAACAUGUGGCCUUUAUGUUUACUAUGGUCAAAAUUUAAAAAAAAAAAAA